Molecule: messenger RNA, 771 nt
Organism: Trichophyton benhamiae CBS 112371
Lineage: Eukaryota; Fungi; Ascomycota; Eurotiomycetes; Onygenales; Arthrodermataceae
Exons: 1
Coding region: 1-771 (256 amino acids)
Source: RefSeq, a predicted model, not a curated record
AUGCCCACAUUCGUUGUUUACCAUCACGGCGAAAUCCUACAAGAGGUAAAGGGAGCGGAAAAAGACGCUCUCACCACUGCAGCUAUGGCUGGCGUGCAGGUUGCCAACGGCGAAGUCUCUAAAGCGUCGAAGGAAACAAGUAAUGAUGACGGUUCGACCUGGCUAGGUGCUCCUGCGCCGCGAACUUACCAGGACAUUACAGAUGAAGUAGAAGUGAAGGGCAUAGAUAUGCUUAACCGUGACGACGAAGCCGGCCCAGCGAGAAGUUUGUUCGACAGCCAGAUUCCCAGUACCCUUGCCGCCACCAAUGCUAAGGGCAAAGAAAACGAGCCUACAACCCCUGACUGGGUGCUAAGCGACACAGACGAGCAAUUGAUUGUGUUCAUCCCCUUCCAAUCCUCCACCAAGGUUCAUUCUCUACAAAUAACUUCACUCCCACCAUACAGCGAUGACGAAGAGGAUGCACCUAUGCGGCCAAGGACUAUAAAGCUCUUUACAAACCACACCCACAUUAUCGGAUUUGAGGAUGCGGAUGACUCCAAACCUGUGCAGACUUGCGAAAUAUCUCCGAAGGAUUGGGAUCCAAAGACGGGGACUGCCACCGUUGAGCUCCGGUACGUCCUGUUCCAGGGAGUUUCUUCCCUCAAUGUGUAUUUUGUCGACGGCGAUGGGGAUGGUGAGAAGAUAAGAGUAGACAGACUACGCAUCUUCGGCGAGAAAGGGGAGAAGAGAGAAGGUGUUAUAGAGAAGGUUGGCGCCUCAGGCAAUUGA